UUCCUCUUCAUUCUCUUCUCUUUUAUUCUUCUUUCUUCUCCUCCUCCCCUGUUCGGUAGCUGCUGCAAUUCUGAGAGUGUGAGAUCGAGAGGACAAGAGAUGGAAACAUGAUUAAGAAAUCAGUUUGAAGUGUAAGUGGGUUAGGAAUGAAUUAAGAGGAGAGAAAUAAUACAUGUGAUGCCGAUAUGGAAUGAGAAAUCGAAGUUAGGGUUAUUGGAGGUUAGACUUUUAGAUUUGGUCUUGAGAUUUUAUUCAAUUAAUCAGUGUUUUGAGUAACCGAUGGAUGAAGAAUGAGAGGGUUGGUGUUUAAUUGAAGUUUUGAAGUGUAUUCAGUGAUGAAUCAAGGAAUUAGGGUUUGUAAGAAGAACUCAGAGAAGCUGAAAUUGAAGAUGUGAAGAAGGUUGUUAUAGUUUUGAUUUAGGGAUUUGGUUACAGAGAAGACGAUUAAGAGAUUCGCAGAAUUAGGGUUCUGUUCUAGUGUUUCUGAGAAUCAAAGGUAAUGAUGAGGAUUGAGGGGUUGUUGUUGUUGUUAAUCUUGAGAUGAUGUUGAAUGAACAUAGUUGGUGGGUUGUUGUAGUUUCAAGAAGAAUUGAAGAAUCGAUUCAAAACAAGAAGAUGAGCUGAUCUCAAUUUUGCUGGAAUGGAACUAUUUAAGGGGUGGGAUUGAGGAGUGUUUGCUCUAGUAAAAAACUUCUUCAAGAAAUGAAGAAAUUGGAAAAAAAAAUCAUGGACAAUCAUCAAACUCCGAUUACAUCAGAAAAGGAAGAAGAAGAAGAACAAGUUAGAAACUGGCUUGAUUUGCCUUCUGAUAUUCUGGCUCUUAUAUUUCUGAAAUUAGGGGCAAUUGAUAUCUUACUUUGGGCUCAAGCAGUUUGUUCUGUUUGGCGGAAUUUUUCCAAACAGCCUAUGUUGUUUCGUGCUGUAGAUCUGAGGAAAAGGUGGGGUAUCUUUGAUGAUAUCGAUAUGCAAAAGAUUGCCGAAGAAGCCGUGGAUAGGAGUUGUGGCCAGUUGGUUGAGUUCUCUAUGUCAGAUUGUGGUAGCAAUGACAUUUUAACAUAUGUUGCUUAUAAGUCUGGUGCAUUGAGAUGUCUUCGGCUUGAAAAUUGCUAUCGACUUAGCCGUGAUGCAUUGAUAAACAUGGCCAAGAAAGUUGUUUUUUCUUGGUGGAUAAGCUUGAUGAUGUGCUUAAAACUGUUGGAAAAGCAUGCCCUCAGCUAAAAUCAUUCCAGCUCAACUAUCUAAGUGUUGUGAUAACACAACAAAUUAACAAUCAGGAAGGAUAAAAUGUGAUAAAAAUGAAGGAUAAAUCUCAAAUCCGUGAGGAUUGAGCCAAAUCUGUGUUCAUCAGAACGCAGCCAAAGGGUUUUAGUUUCAUUAACUUUCAGAUAAUGAAGAGAUGAACUCUUCUUACAA
Molecule: messenger RNA, 1413 nt
Organism: Papaver somniferum (opium poppy)
Lineage: Eukaryota; Viridiplantae; Streptophyta; Magnoliopsida; Ranunculales; Papaveraceae
Product: putative F-box/LRR-repeat protein 23
Exons: 3
Coding region: 703-1218 (171 amino acids)
Molecular function (GO): protein binding
Source: RefSeq, a predicted model, not a curated record